Messenger RNA from Dreissena polymorpha, 908 nucleotides. Its product is annotated as metalloproteinase inhibitor 3-like. Gene Ontology annotation, biological process: negative regulation of endopeptidase activity; negative regulation of membrane protein ectodomain proteolysis. The record is from RefSeq and is a predicted model, not a curated record. Lineage: Eukaryota; Metazoa; Mollusca; Bivalvia; Myida; Dreissenidae. The transcript is spliced from 4 exons. Gene Ontology annotation, cellular component: extracellular matrix. Bases 16 to 408 code for a protein of 130 amino acids. Gene Ontology annotation, molecular function: metalloendopeptidase inhibitor activity; protease binding.
ACAGAGAUUUCCAGAAUGGUCAACAUACACUUGAUCAUAACCCUUUUCGCAGGAUUGUUAUAUUACGGGGAAGCUUGUAGAUGUGACACCGGAGACGAAAUAAAACUGUUUUGUAGAGCGGAGUUCGCUAUAACAGCGUAUGUGAACUCUUCCCAAGUAGUCAAUGAUGAACGGAUCUUUACUGUUCACGCUCUCAGAGAUUUAAAGGGAUAUUCUCUGUAUGGUGUACAAAAGGUCUUCACACCUACAGAAGGAUCGCUUUGCGGUGUCUCCUUGAACACACAGACGUACUAUCUUCUCGCGGGUACAUACACAGAUGACAAGCGCCUGCACCUAGGAUUGUGUAAUGUCGCAAGAGAAAUGACAAUUCUGGAACUUGUCCACUAUCGUCCACCUGAUUGUAAAUAACCAAAAGAACGUUAAUCUCAUAUGCGAUAAAUCAAUUUUAAGGGACAUUUUCACGUUUCGGUAAAUUGACAAAAUUAAAAUAAAUUGUUCCAGAUUCGCAAAUUUUCGUUGUGCUUAUCAUAUUUGUGAGGAAACAGUUAUACUGAACAUUUACCACACUCUAAUUAAAAUAUCCAUUAUAUGCAUCUUUUGACGAUUUAAAAUCCUGAACAUUAUAAAGAGUUGCAUCGUGAAACGAUUGAAUAAUUUGGAGAGUUUUGUUGAGGUCCUCAUAUCUUGUGAUACUGCGAGGAUUGCUUAUAUAAAGUAGAAAAAUACGUCACUUAUUGUAAGAGCACGGAUGGCCGAGUGGUUUAAACGUUAGAGUUUUUCUCCAGAGGACAGUGGUUCGAGCCCAGUUGAGGGUUACUUUUUGUCUUUAUUUAUUUGUAUUCUUGCUUUAUAACUAGAGCUUUUAAAUUAUAUGUUUACAUUUAUCAAUAUAUAGCAUUGUAAGACAA